AGGAGAAUCAGCCAUUCACGGGACGUUUCGCCUGGCCGUUGUAGCCAAUCGGGUCCGAUAUGCCAAAAAUAACACCUCCUCUUGUUCAGCACCCAAAGUCGAAGGAUAGCUCUGGCCUUUCAAUUGAAGAAAGUGCUAGAUUUGUGUCAGUGUUGUAUAAUAUAACCGAUUCUCAGUGUCCAUAUUUGUUUAGGGAAGGAUCGGACUUGUCUUCAUUUGAAUGUGAGAAGACAGAACUGGCGUCAAACAUGCGUAAAAAUCAACGCUGUCCAAGCAGGGAACCGCCGAGAAAGGAAUUAUCGCCGCUCUUCUGAGGCCAAUCUCGAUUAUUUUUUUUUAUUUUUUUGUCAAAUAAGGAAACCAUAACACAGCCAGCCGUUAGCUCCACAGCUUACCGACAUAUCUUCACACACACACACACACACAAAAGGAAUCCAGCACACAAGCAAAGAUUGGAUCCACAUCCACGGCAACAACAGCAGGAAAACCUGUAGGCAGCGAUGGGUGCAUUCCUGGACAAGCCGAAGACGGAGAAGCAUAGUGCCCACGGUGAAGGUAACGGACUGCGCUAUGGCUUGAGCUCCAUGCAGGGCUGGCGGGUGGAGAUGGAGGAUGCCCACACAGCUGUGGUGGGCCUCCCCCAUGGACUCUCCGACUGGUCCUUCUUCGCUGUCUAUGACGGCCACGCAGGCUCCCGGGUGGCCAACUACUGCUCCGGCCACUUGCUGGAACACAUCUUGUCAGGAGGGGCCGACUUCAGCUCAGGACCCGGCUCCGUGGAGGGCGUGAAAGACGGCAUCCGCUCGGGCUUCCUGAACAUUGACGAGUACAUGCGCAGCUUCUCUGACCUGCGGCAGGGCCUGGACCGCAGCGGAUCAACAGCCGUGUGCGUGUUGCUCAGCCCGACCCACCUCUACUUCAUUAACUGCGGCGACUCACGGGCCGUGCUAAGUCGAGACACCAAGGUGGGGUUCUCCACCCAGGACCACAAGCCCUGCAAUCCCCGUGAAAAGGAGCGCAUCCAGAACGCUGGCGGCUCAGUCAUGAUCCAGAGGGUAAAUGGCUCCCUGGCUGUGUCCCGGGCCCUGGGGGACUACGACUACAAAUGUGUGGAUGGUAAGGGCCCCACGGAGCAGCUGGUGAGCCCCGAGCCCGAGGUGUGUGUGUUGGAGCGGGCAGCUGAAGGAGACGAGUUUGUGGUGCUGGCGUGUGACGGAAUCUGGGACGUCAUGUCCAACGAGGAGCUGUGUGAGUUUGUCCGCUCACGACUCCUGGUGUGUGAUGACCUGGAGAAGGUCUGUAACUCGGUGGUGGACACCUGUCUGCAUAAGGGGAGCAGGGACAACAUGAGUGUGGUGUUGGUGUGUUUACCCGGAGCGCCCAAGAUCUCAGAGGAGGCCGUGAAGAAAGAAGAGGAAUUGGAUAAAUACCUGGAGAGCCGUGUUGAGGAGCUCCUGGGAAACUGUGGGGAUGCAGGAGUCCCUGACCUGGUGUCUGUCCUGAGGAGCAUUGCCACAGAGAACAUCCCCAAUCUUCCACCUGGAGGAGGCCUGGCCAGCAAACGGAGCGUGAUCGAGGCGGUGUACAACAAGCUGAACCCUCACAGAGAAGAGGAAGGGGCCUGUGCGGGGGGAGAGGAGGAGAGUGAGGAGGGAGGUGGCAGCAGCACGGCUGCUCAUCUGCUGGAGGUUCUGCGGCAGUUCCGCCUGCAACACCGGGGCCAGUACCGCUCGGUGCUGGAGGAGUCCCUUGCCGCCUAUCACCUGCGGGGGGAAGAGAGCGCCUCUGCCGAGGGAGCAGGGGAGGAUGGGAGGAUCUACGACGACGACAACAGCGGCGGCUGCGACAGUGGCGGCCGGGAGCAGCCUGCCUCCCCUCCUUCUCCCCCCUCGCCCCCACCCUCACCCGCCACCGCAGAGCCAGAGGCCAGCCGAGAUGCGCCUCGGUCCAAUCCCUCCUCUGACUGAGCACCCCGCCCGCAUUAACCAACCCAUCCAUGCGACCCCAGCGCUCUAGUCAGACGUGCUAUGACCUCUCCUCCUCUUUCCUCCAGCACAGAACUUGAAUGGACACAUCGGCCACCUCCUAAUCAAUAAUCAAUGGCCUCUCUGUCUGUUCAAGUCCUGUCUCCGAGCCACAUAUAUACCUUCUAACUAACGAGGACUCUUUCUUUCUUGUGUGUCUGUUUCCCCUUUGUCGGCUGACAACCUUGGCUUGGAUCCCCCUCCCUCUAACUUGCCAGCCACUUUUACAACCUGAUCACACUGACUGAUGUUUACACUAGAGAAUAAUCAAUAACAAAUUAUUAUUAGUACGUGCAAAAGUGGCUGGUGAAGCAAAAAUGAACCUUGCACUUCAUCCAUGGCCUACAUUUACCAGUAUUUGCUUCUGGCUGAUUUACCUGCCCCCCUCCUACCCACCCAACCAACCCACCCGACACCCUCCAGCUUCACCCUCACUCCUGCUUACAGUGGACAAACUGACAAAGAGAGGAGACCCUCUGAACUGCAGCUGUGUUCAACACACUGCACUGUCUCCAGGCCAACUCCGUCUACAGACUCAGAACACACUCUUUUGCGUAUAUGUAUGUAUGUAUGUAUGUUGGUAUGUAAGUAUGUAUGUAGGAGCGUAUGCGUGUCCACAUGAGUCUUGAGUGACCGAGCAAAAGACCAACCAUCACUACUGAAAAUCUGUGUAUCUGGUGGUGGGUGAUACUCCAGUGUUAGCCCGUUUAUCAGCAUGUUUUCGACGAUGCUAGGUUGUUCAGAGCAGUCUGGGUACUGACAAACUGAGGGACACUUGUGUAGGUGAGCUUCAUUUCAUUAAAAUCAUUCCCUCACCACAUAUUUCUGAUCCCACAUCACCACAUGUCUUAGUAUGCUGCCUCACAGUCACCCAUGAAGGAGUUAAAACCCGUUCCUGAUUGUGAAUGUCUCAGUAAACGUACUGGUACCAGGUGACCGACUGAAAAUCUCUACAGCCACGCUAGCGAUGUACGGCUGUAAUCCUCUUUACACGUGACAAAACCAAAAUAUUGAAUGGAUGAAAGGUCAUAAAGGAUCCAAAUAUUUUUGCUCUACAUUGUCAGAUAAACAUUGUGCCACGUUGCUCACUGUAGUAGUGUUAGCAGCUCAAAUCACAGGCGGUUGUGCACUGAGCUGAACAACCAGUGAGUCGUCAUCCUCGCAGUCUUUUCUCUCGUAAAACCAAAAAAAUACGGUUUCGGAUAAAGGGUAAAGCUUGACCGUGGAAAUUGUUGCCCCUUUGUAGCUGUUGGGUUGUGACAUGUUUCCACUGUAAGUGUUUUAAAACAGUAUUUUUUUAUUUUUUACAAGAGAAAAGCAGCUGGUUGCUUUGGAAAAUAUACUUCCUGCUCAUGCUAACGGCACCAUCUCCGUUAAAGUGCACAGCCGCUUCCCCGAGCUUUCUCAUGGCACCGUCUGUCCUGAACAGAGCUGUGUUUGCAUUGGUGAACCGCCUUCAUGUGUGCUAACACUUACUGGGUUUUCUACUAAUGUUAGCACGUCAUGUUGACGUAAUAACGCCGACCUUUUUGAGUUGGUAACAUGCUAAUUGUUACAAAACACAUCUGAGUUUAAGAUCAACCAUCUUGCUCCCGGUUACAACAUGCCCUCUUGCCGGAAGUGCCAUCAUGCCUGCGGUUAGCAUGUUGGCACACAUCUCAAGUUAACACCAACAGUUCACAUGUAACCUUUUUAGUAUUUCAGUAUGAGUUGUUUAUCAGACAGCUGUGGCUGGCAGGUCUUUAGUUUUAUGAACUGUGGAGAAGUUGACCGCAUGACGGCCUCAAUACGGAGAACUGGGACCACGAAUGUUUCUUUCAAAUAUAAAUCCAUCCAGCCGUCGGUGAAAUACUUAAUCUGACGACGUGUUAACUAUGACCGCUGCAGGACGCGUUUCAACUUGAUAAAAGCCCACAUACAGAACAUUUCAUUCCUCAAAGGUUAUGACCGUCUCAUCCUCUAACUCUUAUUGUGAAAGUCUGAUUCAAACAGACUUCGACUUUGAAUGCAGGUAGAGGUUAUCCUAGGUCUGCAUAAAGCUCAGUACCCAUCGACUCUGGUAAUGCAUGCACUGCACUUAUCCAUUCAAUAUAAGGCACUUAACUAUCAGAGAGAAGGUUGUGCUAAACACUGUGUGUGUGUGUGUGUGCGCGCGUUUGUGUGUGUAUGAGUUGUAUUUGUAUGCGAUUAAGUUGGGCCAAAUCAGUCCCACACAUUUAAAAAUGACAAAUGAACAAAUAAAAAUGAUUUGAGGUAUAUUGUUA
Molecule: messenger RNA, 4288 nt
Organism: Larimichthys crocea (large yellow croaker)
Lineage: Eukaryota; Metazoa; Chordata; Actinopteri; Sciaenidae
Gene: ppm1bb
Product: protein phosphatase, Mg2+/Mn2+ dependent, 1Bb
Exons: 6
Coding region: 501-1967 (488 amino acids)
Biological process (GO): protein dephosphorylation
Molecular function (GO): protein serine/threonine phosphatase activity; manganese ion binding; magnesium ion binding
Source: RefSeq, a predicted model, not a curated record